Molecule: messenger RNA, 2565 nt
Organism: Zea mays
Lineage: Eukaryota; Viridiplantae; Streptophyta; Magnoliopsida; Poales; Poaceae
Exons: 9
Coding region: 781-2133 (450 amino acids)
Molecular function (GO): DNA-binding transcription factor activity; DNA binding
Source: RefSeq, a predicted model, not a curated record
GGCAACUGGUGGGUGUCGUCCUCCUCUUUGCGCAGCAGGUUCUCGCCUCCCCCUCCCCGCAGCUUCUCUCUCUCUCUCCCCCCCCCCCCCCCCCCCCCCCCCCCCCCCCCCCCCCCUCCCCGCCCCAUCGUCGGCUAAAGGCGAUCGUCCCACCCAGAAUUUCCCCCCUCCCCCGCACCCCCCGCAAACAUCCUAGCAGCCCUAUCAUCGCGCCGGUCCCGGCGGCCUGCCGGCCUCCUCGCACCCUCCCAGGAAGCUAAACCAAAAAGCUAGCUGUUUGUUUCAGCUUCUGGCUUUUUACACCGAGAAGCUGGUGAGAAGCUCAAACAAACAGGGAAGAAUCUCCUCUGAGGAAGCCGUGAGUGGAGCUGUAUCAAACUGGCCUUUAGGUGCUGUGGUUGGUCACUGCACCCAGGAGGCUGGGAAGGAGGAAAGGGAUAAUUGAUUCAAUCUCUGUUUGGCUUCUAAAAGUACUAUUCCUAGGUUGGCAAUGACAUCUGAUGGGAAAUAACAAACCUCCAAACUUAGCCGUGAAGCCAAACAACAUGCUACCAAGCCAAAAAAAAAUUCUAAGCAAACUGAGAUAUUCAAGCAUCACACCUGUACUUGGCCUUAUGGCUCUGACGUACAGGCUUGCACCGGGGAACCUGGCCUGCCUCAUUGUGGAGACUCCACAGUUCACAUGACAGUUGAGAGUAAUGGAUUAAUGCAUUAAGCAAGGUAAUGAAAUGUACCAAAAGUGACUUAUGGAAAAGAAACAGAGCUUGUUCACUGCUCUGAAUGAGGAACUUUAAUCUGAUGCAGUCUCAAAAGAGCAGAGUUUUGGGAGCAAUGUCAUCCUCUUUGCCUAUUCUGCCAAAUCCUUUGAAAGGGAGCUUCUCAAGGCCUCAUAACCCCCAGCAUAUUCCUAUGUUGAGGCAGCUGCCUGAUGACUCUAUGCCCUUGUGUAUUGACACACAUCAGUCUGCUAGUUUGCACCCAAGAGCUGGUGUUAUCGGGGUACCAUAUUCAGGCUACACUGCUAGUCCACUUGAUUCUGUGUCUAACCUUGAUAGCCAGACAAUGGCUGCACCCUUUAUUUCUCAGUCAUCCAAUUUUGAAGCUCUCCAGUCUCUAUCUAAUAAUACCCCAGAAACACACACUAAGGCAGCCUGGUUCACAUCUUCUAUGGAUGUUUCACCACUCAACACAGAUAAUAUUGCUGCUUCUGAUGUUAAUCAAAUCCAGAGUAUACGUCCUGCUAUGACAUCUGAUGAGAGUGCUACACAAAACGAUUGGUGGGCAGAUAUAAUGAAUGAUGAUUGGAAAGAUAUUCUUGACGCAACAGCUACUGAUUCCCACUCAAAAGCCAUGAUUCAAAUUUCCAACUCAGCUACAUCACUACCUGCAGUAAAUCAGUCAGCUUCAUCUCAUAGUAGGGAGAUUUGUCCUGUUGCUAGUCCUCCCAAUAGCAGCAAUGCUUCAGUUGCCAAACAACGGAUGAGAUGGACCCCAGAACUCCAUGAAUGUUUUGUAGAUGCUGUAAAUCAGCUUGGCGGUAGCGAAAAAGCUACUCCUAAGGGUGUGCUAAAGCUUAUGAAAGUUGAUGGUUUGACUAUAUAUCAUGUCAAAAGCCACCUGCAGAAGUACCGCACAGCCCGCUAUAAACCAGACCUGUCAGAAGGUACAUCGGAAAAAAGGACAGCCACUGAAGAGCUGGUCCUGGACCUGAAAACGAGCAUGGAUCUUACUGAAGCACUGCGCCUUCAGAUGGAAGUCCAGAAACGGCUUCAUGAACAGCUUGAGAUUCAGCGAAAAUUGCAGUUGCGGAUUGAAGAGCAAGGAAAGUAUCUGCAGAUGAUGUUUGAAAAGCAGAGUCAAUCGAGCACGGAGAAAGUCCAGGAUCCAUCCUCAAGGGAUACAACAGCUAAACCGUCAUCUAAUCAGAGCCAGUCUACAAACAAGGAUUGUGGUGCAACCAUGGACCCAAAUGGAACAGGAGGCAUCGUACGGACUGCAGAACUGGGAGAACGUUCGUCUGAAUUAGGUGUAAAACAGAAACUCGUAGAGAUCGAAGAAUCUGGUACCGAAGUAGCCACAGGCGACAGAUCUAAGAUCUCCCAAGAGAAGCGGCGCAAACUGCAAGAUAGUUAACAUAUCGGUUGCACUAUUCAGACAUAGCUGUUCAAACCGUUUGCUUGGUGAAAAAUUGGUAAUCUGUGUGUCGAAUUCGACUAUUGAUCCGUGAGUCCAUUGGUGAGUUGUACCGCUCUUCAGUUAGCCAUAUAUAUUUAUAAAGGAUCCAAAGGAGGACCAAAGGAGAACUUCCUGGCAGCCGUCUUUAUAACAUUAGCAAUAAGAGCUAUCCCCGAAGUUAUGGGGUAAAAUAAGGUCUUGAAAUUUAGCUUUGUUUCUGAAUUCCUCCUUUUCUUUUGUUUGGGUUGAAGUGGUCACCGAGUCGAUGUAGAUGACCACAUGAAUGAAUUUAUCGGAAGCAAGCUAGUGCUGUUCCCUAUUGGCAUAGAAACCAAAUAUUGAAACACGAACACUGUUUGAUGGUGCAAACUUUUAGAAUGUAAUUCUGCA